ACACACAACCAAUAAAGACCCCAAACCCGUUGACCCCACUUAUCCAAACAACUACCAAAAGGACGACAAAGCCUCUUUGGUCAACAUGCAACCUGGCUACCCAGAAUCCCCUGUACGACCCCGAAGGAGUCGCCACAAUAUAUUUUGUAAUUCAAUUUAGCUGCAUGAAUAAACCGAACCUAGCUGUCGGUACGAUGAAAAAUCUUAAAAUGUAUACAUAGUCUAAUAUAGUUCCUAUUCCAUUCCACAACAUGGCUUUGAGUCACGGGCAUGUAACCCGGAAAUGAGCUGGAGGAUGGACGGGUUGAACGAGAGACUACAGAAACGGAGAGAGCGAGAGGAGACGUUACGGCGCGCGGCUUGUCAAGACGGAUACUAAAGCACCCCGGGGGGUCUCAGUAGAGAUGCGGAUUUGUUAACAUUCAAUGCAGAACAACCAUCAAUGAAGAAGACCGUUUCAUAUUUUUCCUGAAACUUAUUUUUUUGUUGUUCUUUAACCGUGAGGGGGACGCACGACGAUGUACGACCCGGAGGGCGAACUAUAUUUUGCGCUUCAAUAAGUGAAGACCUGCCGCAUCCAGACACGACAGGCCAAUGUCUUUUUCCGUUUGGGCUAACUUUACCACACAUGUUGUGUGCGUCCGCAUACUCCUAGCCUCAUUUAUUUGAAAAUAAGGGUGCGGGGAGAUCCAAGAAUACACUGUGUGCUACUUGCGAAAAAUAUGAAGUGAAGAGGGCAAUAUGCAAGUUAUUUCACUUUACUCUGGUGUGUGGCGGAUUACUUAACUACCGACGAGUCAUCUGUGGCCGCUGAUCACUGCCCGGGCGGAUCUCCCUCCAGGACCCAGAACGACAACAUUGAAUGUCUUUGUGACAUCCGCCACUUGGAAGAAUGACAGUCACACUAGACUUUGAAGAGUGCCUCAAAGACUCACCUCGCUUCAGAUCUGAGAUUGAAGUCGUUCAGGGGGAUGUGAGUGAACUGGAGACACGACUAGAUAAGUUGAUCAAGCAAUGCCACAACAUGCUGGAGGCCGGCAGGGUCUACUGCCAGACCAGCAAGAGCUUCGUCAACGGCCUCCAGGAGCUGGGACGCCACUACUCCUCCGACAACCUGAUGAAGGAAUGCAUCGACAAAUUCUCCAAAAAGCUCCUAGACAUCGUGGAGGCCAAGGGGGAAGUGAUUAGUGCAACCCAGGAGACGGUCAGGAUGAAGCUGCAGAGCUUUGUGAAAGAGGACGUGCGCAAGUUCAAGGAAGUGCGCAAGGAGUUUGAGCGCAGCAGCGAGAGCCUGGAGGGGGCGCUGUUGAAGAACGCCCAGGUGGCGCGCGGGAAGCCCCACGAGGUGGACGAGGCCAGCAACUCGCUGCUCAGCGCACGCAAGACCUUCCGCUCGGAGGCACUGGACUACGUGCUGGAGAUCAACGUCAUCGAGGCCAAGAAGAAGACUGACAUCCUCAUGGUGAUGUUGUCAUUGAUCGAGGCUCAGGCGCAGUUUUUCCAAUACGGCCACAAGUCUCUAUCAGAACUUGAGGACUUUAAACGCUCGCUCGGGGAAGAGCACACCCAGUUAGUGUUAAACUCUGCCCGGGAGAAGAGAGACAUGGAGCAGAGACACGCGGCCAUUAAGAAGAAGGACAUGUCCUACGAUGACUCCAUCAUGGACUUUAACGCGGAGGCGGCCAACGGCAUCGUGAUGGAGGGCUACCUCUACAAGAGGGCCAGCAACGCCUUCAAGACCUGGAGCAGACGCUGGUUUUCAAUUCAGAAAAAUCAACUGGUGUAUCAGAAGAAAUUCAAGGACCAGCCCACGGUGGUGGUGGAGGACCUGCGUCUGUGCACGGUGAAGCCCAGCAGUGACGAGAGACGCUUCUGCUUUGAAGUGGUCUCCCCUUCCAAGAGCUGUCUGAUGCAGGCUGAUACAGAGAGACAGCAGCAGGCUUGGAUGAGGGCCGUGCAGAACAGCAUUGCCUCGGCCUUCCAGGAGCGCCGAGAGGACCCACACAGCCCUAGGGAGCGCUGCAACUCCACCUCAUCGGGGGUCGGUGGGGGGCUGCCCGGGGAGCCGGGGGAGGGCCCCGCGCGGCGGGACGCCCUGGACGAGGUGCAGGCCAUCGCGGGGAACAAGCAGUGCUGUGACUGCGGGGAGGCGGGCCCCGACUGGGCCUCCAUCAACCUGGGCAUCACCCUCUGCAUCGUCUGCUCCGGCAUCCACCGGAGCCUGGGCGUUCACUUCUCUAAGGUGCGCUCCCUCACUCUGGACUCCUGGGAGCCUGAACUCAUCAAGCUGAUGUGUGAGCUGGGGAACGACGCCAUCAACCGCAUCUACGAGGCGCGCAUCCAGGAGAUCACCAUCAAGAAGCCCCACCCCACCAGCCCCAGGGGGGACAAGGAGACGUGGAUCCGCUCCAAGUACGUGGAGAAGAAGUUCAUCCAGAAGCUCCCGGAGGCGGGGGGCGGCGGCCUCCCCCUGCUGCGGCGCGCUAGCGGCCGCCGCACCCGGGCCUGCACCCACGACCGCUCCCUGAGGCCCCCGCUCAAACCCAAGCCCGGGCGCGCCACACUGCCACGGCUCUCAGGGCCAAGCAACAAUGACCUUGCCCCCAAAAAGAAUAAUACAGGCUUUCACAAAGCUGAGGAAGGCCAGCAGCAGCAGCAGGAUGAGGAGGAGGAGGAGGAGGAGGAGGAGGAGGACCUCAGCACCCUGCACCCCGGGGCUCUGCUGUACCGCUCGGCGGGCCGGCCCAACUUCCUGGUGAUGGCGGACGCCCUGGCCCACGGAGCCGACGUCAACUGGCUGAACGCCGCCAAAGACUCCCGCAGCCCCCUGCUGCAGGCCGUGACCGCGAACUCCCUGGCGGCGUGUGAGUUCCUGCUGCAGAACGGAGCGAGCGUCAACCAGGCCGACGCCCACGGCAGAGGACCCCUGCACCACGCCACCGUGCUGGGCCACACCGGGCUGGUGUGUCUGUUCCUGAAGAGGGGCGCCGACUACAAUGCCAAGGACAAGUACCAGAAGGACCCCAUCGGCAUCGCCGUGGAGAACGCCAACGCCGACAUCGUCACCCUGCUGCGCAUCGCCAAGAUGAACAAGGAGAUGCGGGAGACGGAGGGAGGGUUCGGCCAAUCAGGGGACGCGACGUACCAAGACAUCUUCCGGGACUUCUCGCACAUGGCGUCGAACAACCCAGAGAAGCUGAAGCGACGCAGCGCCGAUCCAAAGUCCUAGAGCGAACACACACACACACACACACACACACACACACACACACACACACACACGUUGAGUCAUAGGUCAGCUGCUGUGUUGACUCCAUGGGAGAAUGAAGAGAGGUCCCAGCACAGUGGACUCUUUUGUGUUUACUGGUCAAACAAGAGGACUAAUGUUUGAUCAGUUCACACCAAAAAGGAAAAAGGAUGGUGGGCUUCCAGGGAAAUGGCUUCUGAGGGAAAAGCAGCAUUUGAUAUGUAUGACAGGUCUGGGAUGACUUGCCAUAGCUACGGCCUGGAUACACCAGCCAAAACAACUCCUUCUAACAAUGUGUUUUUGGUAUUGAUUUAUUUUAUGCCGUCUUUUUUUUUUUUUUUUACUGUCGCCUACAAAUAAAAUGCAAUGCAUGAUCCUUUUAGUCCGUUUCGAGGUUGCUUGCUUCCGGUGGUUCAUGGUUCAUGUCAGCGGUUGGAUUUGAUUACGCCGCCAGAUGACUGCCUAACUGCACACGAGCGGCCUCUUGUGGCCAGAGUAGCGCCCCGCAUAUGGGACGCUUUUUGGUAGGUGACGUUGUAAGAGCAACAAAAAAUCUGCUCUUAGAUCUAUAUAUCUUCAAGCCAGGUAAUAGUGCGAGCUUUUUCAAUUUUGGUUAACUAAUACAGACAACAAAGAUGGAGCUAAAAUUUAUGGUUGAGACUGUUGAGUCAAUAUGUUAAAGAGAAAAUAAUGCCUUUCUUUUAUUUUAGUUAAAGUUAAAGUUGAAAUAUGUAUUUGGGGACGCUCAUGUCUUUAUCAAAAGAAGAUGAGGAAAAUAAAUAAAAGUCUUGGUUUGAUAACGUCUUGUAGCAGCGUGGGUCCAUGGGUGUUGUUGUCUUCACAACUAUUGAUCUGAGACGACUCCGCAGCCAACAUGUUCACCGACGAUGUAACGUAUGUCAUUUGGUGAAAAACGAGUUUGAUCCUUUGUGGUAUGGUCGUCUCGGGCUAGGGAUGACUCGGUUUUGCAUUUGAGCUUAUUUCUAAACUGUUCGGACAGACUCUGCGUUGUGUAUUUUCAGUCGUAGUAGUAAUUCUUGAAGUCGAAAUCAAAGCAGCUUGACAGGUUGGAUCAGAGGGUUGAAUAGAUGGUUUAUUCCAGGAUGUAAUGCAGCGAGAUACAGAUUUAGGUUGAAUAAUCUAUAGUGGACCCGGUGGUCGAAACCGCCUACUUGCUUACUACCUACUAAAUAUUUGGCUUACUUCUCGAAUCCUUAAAUAAUGAUUGAGUAAUCCAUUUGAGUAAUCGACGUUCAGAAGACCGUCCUUACUUAACCACCUCAGAUGACGUGAAUCAAAUGACGGGUCAAUAACCUACCGGCCGGGCGCCGUUAAAGGCACCCAUGCCCCUUUCACACCGCCGCAAAAUCGGGGCCGGUGUAAGUACCAUAUUGGCUCGGCUACCAGAUCGGCUCGGGGUCCGUCGUCUGCUGAUUACGUCACACAAUACGCUAUCUACAGCAAUAAGGUCUUUUAUGGCUUAAAUUAAAGAGCCUGUAAUGAUCUUUCAUUUUGAACAUAGACCAUUCCCAACCUAUCUGUAUGGAUAGUUUUCUUCUAAAAACAAAACAUCCCUCGGAAUCAUCUUGGCUGUUAAGAUAAGCCGUCCGUGUUGCCAGAUUGGGCACAUUUUCAGCCUGAUUUGGCUACUUUGAAUCACGUUAGGCUGGAAAAACGGGAUAUAUGCCCAAUCUGGCAACACAAACCGAAACUAGACAGACCUACUCGCGCUCACACAUGUGCUCGCUGUGGUUGCUAUGACGACAGCCAGAGCAACAGCACAAAACAGCCAAUCACAACUGUCCCUUAGCAGCCAAUCACAAUGUAGCCUACGCCCAUUCAAGCGUACAGCCAAUGAUAUUGUGUAACGUAAUCAGCAGACGACGGACCCCGAGCCGAUCUGGUAGCCGAGCCAAUAUGGAACUUACACCGGUUCCGGGCCAGUUCGGAGCUAGGGCCAGGGCUUUGGUUUCACACCGCCAAAGAACCGGCUCCGGCCCCUAAAAAUCGGUUCAACUCUGGCCCCACUUUAGAGCUGGGCUAGAACGAGAACCGCUUUUACGCAGGGGGCAGGGGGCGGAGUUAUCCGUACCUUCAUAAACACGAAGACCGGCAUUUUUUAAAACACCGAAGUAAACAAUGGACGUGAAUCCGUGUAUGGUUCUUUUUUGUUUUUUCUGAUUUUGUUUUAAAUCGGAAUAUUCAAAGAACGAACCAUACACGGAUUGAAUCGAAGACGAAAUUGUUGUUGUUGUGUUUGAAACUGGCGCGAGGGUUCUUCUGCGCGCCUAACCUGACGCUUGAUCAUUGUGUGGUGGUUCAACCUUCAACGCGUCAACGCACCAACGCAGCUAGAUGAGUCCAUGUCCAUGCAAGUGAACGGAGCGUUCCCUCUUCGUCAUAACUAUCAAACCAAACAUCCUUCACAUUCACCGAGCGAACAUUAUGAAAGUAAAAUGCACAUUUCUCGCUAAAAAUGUUUCCUUAAACGCCUUUAAUGGCCUAACUAUGUUACUAUUUCCACCCUGAAUAAAGAAAGAUGUCGGACGUAUGCUUCUGUCCAAGCUCACUAGCGGAGACGUUUGCAGUGACGUCAUGACGUUGCUCACGCCGGCUCCGUGGCUGGCUCUCGCCGGUGUGAAACCAACCGGUUCUUAACUGGGGUAAGGCUGGAACCAGUUUGGAACUGGCCCUAGCACCAGCCCGGAACUGGCUCUCGGUUCUUUUUGGUGUGAUAGCGGCACCAGUGCAACUUUCGAGGCUUAAAAAUAAACAUUCAAUUUCUUGUCUUUUUUACACUUAGUAAGUUUCAAUAACUCCAUACCAUUACAUACCGGCAUUUAAGCAGCAAAGAUGAGACGUCGGUUGUGUGGUGAGAACUGAUACAAAAUCGAUAACAACAACAAUGCCGCCAUUUUCUUUAUUUUUUGUAACCUACAAUAAAUAAAGCAGGCUUCCAGUCAAUGGAAAAAUGGCUUCUCCCCACCGGCGAUUGUUGUUGUUUAUGAUUUUCUAUCAGUUCUCACCACACAACGACGUCUCAUCUUUGCUCCUUGAAUGUCGAUAUGUAAUGGUAUGGAGUUAUUGAAACUUACUACGUGUAAAAAAGACUAGAAAUUGAAUGUUUAUUUUUCAUUGAAUGUUUACAUAAAGUUGCACUGGGUGCUUUAAUAAAUAUUAUAAAUAAAUAUAUACGUCACAUUUAACAUCACAGUACACCUUCAACCUAAGGAUUUGCGGUGAUAUGUUAAAACAAUUAUUAAAAGCACUGCUGCUGCGGCUCCCCGUUUAGCGCCAUUGCUUCCACUGUUCUUUUGAAUAGACGCAGUGCAUUCUGGGGCAGUUGAGUACGUCUAGUAAGCUAGCGAUGCCAGAGCCCGUCUCAUAUUAGACAUGAUACUACUCGCUUACCUAAACUCGCUUACUAAGUUCUCGCUUACUCAAUUUGACGUCAUAGUUAGUACGAGUAGUAAGCAAGUACGCGGUUUCGAACACACCCGAUGACUUGUUCUUUGGCUGUCGAACCCUCUUCUCCGGUAAAUAAUAACGGCUAAAAAUAAAUUAAAUCAUCUUAAUUUCACUGAGAUGACAGGAGAUCGUUACCAUUUUCGAGACUCUUUGAAAUAUUACUUGUAUUUUUGCUUUAAUUGCUGAUAAGAUAAGAUCAUAGUUCAGGAUAGGACGUUAAACAGGUCAUAAUUCCAUCUUUACUAUCUAUUUUAUAUUGCCGGGAAACGUAUCAAUCAUAAUACUGAGCCGAUCUGAACACAUCAUAUUUGACACUGUUUGCGACUUUUUUUUUUAAGCUAACUAGCUCUAUCUCCUGCGGAUUUUAACAUGGAUUUAAAAACUGGAUUACUAUUUUUAACUGACGGGACUUUCUACACCGUCCGGUUGUGUGAUUGCUACCGCUGCUUUGAACUCUGAGCCCGUCUGCACACCGUCUUCAGCAGCAGCAGCAGCUGUUGACAGUUUUCGGUUGGACUAGAGCCGAAGAGAUACGGAGUUGAAGGAAUAAAUUACUAGGAAGCACUCGAGCUAGCACUCUAGUCUCAUCUCCAUAGGACGCGACUAGGACGCGUCCUAGCAAGGCUGCAGCCUUCACUUUGGGAAACAGCCCGCAUUUGAAGGACCCUUGGAAUUGGGAUAGUGCCCUAUAUAGUGGACCACUGAGAAUUCGAACACCCUACAAAAUGGCGUGCACCCUAUUUAGUGCACUACAUCCAUGAUAGGGAACGAUUUCGAACACAGCUAUGUAAUGCCCAACUUUUAUUUUUUAUUUUCCGAUUUCCGGUGUGCUGGUAGAUGUUUCUGUGCGUGGACGUCUGCAGCGGAAGUUCGUGUGGGUGGAUGUCUGCAGCCAGACUCUCUUUUUAAGGACUGCAUGUCAACGUACUUCCGAGCCAGGC
Gadus chalcogrammus (walleye pollock) is the source of this 7656-nucleotide messenger RNA. RefSeq names its product arf-GAP with coiled-coil, ANK repeat and PH domain-containing protein 1-like. The record is from RefSeq and is a predicted model, not a curated record. Gene Ontology annotation, molecular function: GTPase activator activity; protein binding. The transcript has 23 exons. Gene Ontology annotation, cellular component: cytoplasm. NCBI's taxonomy places the organism in Eukaryota, Metazoa, Chordata, Actinopteri, Gadiformes, Gadidae. The coding region runs from base 893 to 3229 and encodes 778 amino acids.